This is a messenger RNA of Cavia porcellus (domestic guinea pig), 1493 nucleotides long. RefSeq names its product NK1 homeobox 1 (gene Nkx1-1). Gene Ontology annotation, molecular function: RNA polymerase II cis-regulatory region sequence-specific DNA binding; DNA-binding transcription factor activity, RNA polymerase II-specific. The record is from RefSeq and is a predicted model, not a curated record. The transcript is spliced from 2 exons. Gene Ontology annotation, cellular component: nucleus. Gene Ontology annotation, biological process: cell differentiation; regulation of transcription by RNA polymerase II. Bases 1 to 1281 code for a protein of 426 amino acids. Lineage: Eukaryota; Metazoa; Chordata; Mammalia; Rodentia; Caviidae.
AUGAGCGCCAGCGGCCCCGGGGCCCCGGGCGACGUACCUGCGCCGCCGCCGCCGCCGCCUUCCGGGCCGGGCCCGGGGCCCGCGCCGCCGCCCGCCGCUGCCGCCCAGGACGCCAUGGACGGGCGUGCCGAGCCGCCCGCCUUCCCUCGCGCCGGGGCCCCGCUGCUUGCCGCCAGCGACACAGUGCCUGCGGCGCCCGAGGGACCUGGAGCCGCGCGUCCUGCCGCGCCCCUGCGUCCCACCUCCUUCUCGGUUUUGGACAUCCUGGACCCCAACAAGUUCAAUAGCCGCCGGCGCCGCUGCGUGCUGCUGGGCCCCACAACCUCCGCCCCCAGCGCCCUCAGUGCCCCCUGCGCCCCGGCCCCCGCCGCCUCGGGACGCCCGCCUCGCGCGGAGGAGUCGGAGCGCCGGGUCCUCGCCGCCGCCGCAGGAGCUGUAGCGGGAGCCGCUCCGCCGGGUUCCAGCUACCCCUACAAGACAGACGAGGCAGAGGCCAAUGGUUACAGCAGCAGCGGCCACAGCCCAAGUGCGGACAGCGGGGAUGAGGCCCCCGAUGAGGGGACUUCAGACGCCUCCCGAAGAGGUGGCAGCCGCGGGCCCCGCAGGUCAGGCUGCACUGGAGCAGUAGAGACGGAGGCAGCCACAGGCACCUUGGAGGAGGCUUCGGUCCCUGCACCCUGUGGGACCUCACCUGGAGUCCCGGGUGCACCAGAGGCAUCGACUGCAACAGCCGCAUCUGCAGCAGGCGGCACAGGGACCGGCCAGCAGGUCACAGCAGCCAAGCCCAAGCGGAAGCGCACGGGCUCCGACUCCAAAUCGGGGAAGCCGAGACGCGCGCGCACCGCCUUCACCUAUGAGCAGCUCGUAGCGCUGGAGAACAAGUUCAAGGCCACACGCUACCUGUCGGUGUGCGAGCGCCUCAACCUGGCGCUGUCACUCAGCCUCACCGAGACGCAGGUGAAGAUCUGGUUCCAGAACCGCCGGACCAAGUGGAAGAAACAGAAUCCGGGUGCUGACACCAGUGCACCAACGGGCGGCGGUGGGGGGGCGGGGCCGGGGCCAGGUACGGGGCUGCCCGGUGGGCUCAGCCCUCUCAGCCCAUCGCCGCCCCUAGGCGCACCGCUUGCCAUGCAUGGUCCUGCGGCAUACCCCGCACAUGGCCCCGGAGGGCUGGUGUGUGCUGCGCAGCUGCCCUUCCUGUCGGGCCCGGCCGUGCUGUCCCCCUUUGUGCUGGGCUCCCAGACCUACGGGGCGCCUGCCUUCUACACACCGCACCUCUAAGCUGGUGGGCAGGCAGAACCCGCAGAUUAGCGAGUACCCCUCAUGCAGCGGGACCCAAGGAAAGUAUAAUUUCUGAAGGACCAACGGACCGAGCUCGGGCCACUGGGGCACUGUGCCGGAUCUGGAUCUCAAUAAACCCGGAGGCUGCGCCCAGUCUCACAGAUCUCUCACUGCCCAGAGCUUCUCCGGUAGGGAGGGCCCACUCCUGUGUC